This is a messenger RNA of Phascolarctos cinereus (koala), 10078 nucleotides long. Lineage: Eukaryota; Metazoa; Chordata; Mammalia; Diprotodontia; Phascolarctidae. The record is from RefSeq and is a predicted model, not a curated record.
CUCCCCGCCCAGCCGCGGUCGCUCGGGCUCCAGCUCUUGGUUACAAGAUGGCGGCGCUGAGCGGCGGCGGCGGCGGCGGCGCGGAGCAGGGCCCCGCUCUCUUCAACGGGGACAUGGAUCCCGAGGCUGGCGCCGGCUCGGCGUCCUCCGCCGAGCCGGCCAUCCCCGAGGAGGUGUGGAACAUCAAGCAAAUGAUUAAAUUGACACAGGAACACAUAGAGGCCCUAUUGGACAAGUUCGGAGGGGAACAUAAUCCACCAUCAAUCUACCUGGAGGCCUAUGAAGAAUAUACCAGCAAGCUAGAUGCACUUCAACAACGGGAACAACAAUUAUUAGAGUCCAUGGGGAAUGGAACUGAUUUUUCUGUUUCUAGCUCAGCUUCAACAGACACAGUUACAUCUUCUUCCUCUUCUAGCCUUUCAGUGGCACCUUCAUCUCUUGCAGUUUUUCAGAAUCCUACAGAUGUAUCAAGAAGCAACCCUAAGUCACCACAAAAACCAAUUGUUAGAGUCUUCCUGCCCAACAAACAGAGGACUGUGGUGCCAGCAAGAUGUGGGGUGACAGUCCGAGACAGUCUAAAGAAAGCAUUGAUGAUGAGAGGCCUGAUCCCAGAAUGCUGUGCUGUGUACAGAAGACAGGAUGGAGAGAAGAAGCCUAUUGGCUGGGACACUGAUAUUUCCUGGCUUACUGGAGAAGAAUUGCACGUAGAAGUUUUGGAGAAUGUUCCCCUAACGACACACAAUUUUGUACGGAAGACAUUUUUUACCUUAGCAUUCUGUGACUUUUGUCGAAAGUUGCUUUUCCAAGGUUUCCGCUGUCAGACAUGUGGUUACAAAUUUCACCAACGCUGUAGUACAGAGGUGCCACUGAUGUGUGUUAAUUAUGACCAGCUUGAUUUGCUGUUUGUCUCCAAGUUCUUUGAACACCACCCAAUACCGCAGGAGGAGGCCUCCUUAGGAGAGAGCACCCUUACGUCGGGAUCAUCCCCUUCAGCACCCCCCUCAGAUUCUAUUGGGCCCCCAAUUCUUACCAGUCCAUCGCCUUCAAAAUCCAUUCCAAUCCCACAGCCUUUUCGACCAGCAGAUGAGGAUCAUCGGAACCAGUUUGGGCAACGAGACCGGUCCUCAUCGGCUCCCAAUGUGCAUAUAAAUACAAUAGAACCUGUCAAUAUUGAUGACUUGAUUAGAGACCAAGGGUUACGGGGUGAUGGAGCCCCCUUGAACCAACUGAUGCGCUGUCUUCGGAAAUACCAAUCCCGGACUCCCAGUCCCCUCCUACAUUCUGUCCCCAGUGAAAUAGUGUUUGAUUUUGAGCCUGGCCCAGUGUUCAGAGGGUCAACCACAGGCUUGUCUGCCACCCCUCCUGCUUCCUUGCCUGGAUCUUUAACUAAUGUGAAAGCAUUACAAAAAUCUCCAGGACCUCAGCGUGAAAGAAAAUCUUCAUCAUCUUCUGAAGACAGGAAUAGAAUGAAAACCCUUGGUCGACGGGACUCAAGUGAUGAUUGGGAGAUUCCAGAUGGGCAGAUUACAGUUGGACAAAGGAUAGGAUCUGGAUCAUUUGGAACAGUCUACAAGGGAAAAUGGCAUGGUGAUGUAGCUGUGAAAAUGUUGAAUGUGACAGCACCCACACCUCAGCAGUUACAGGCUUUCAAAAAUGAAGUAGGAGUGCUCAGGAAAACGCGACAUGUGAAUAUCCUACUCUUUAUGGGCUAUUCAACAAAACCACAGUUGGCCAUUGUUACACAGUGGUGUGAAGGCUCCAGUUUAUAUCACCAUCUACAUAUCAUUGAGACCAAAUUUGAGAUGAUCAAGCUAAUAGAUAUUGCACGGCAAACAGCACAAGGCAUGGAUUACUUACACGCCAAGUCAAUCAUCCACAGAGACCUCAAGAGUAAUAAUAUAUUUCUUCAUGAAGACCUCACAGUAAAAAUAGGGGAUUUUGGUCUGGCUACAGUAAAAUCUCGGUGGAGUGGCUCCCAUCAGUUUGAACAGUUGUCUGGAUCUAUCUUGUGGAUGGCACCAGAGGUCAUUAGAAUGCAAGAUAAAAACCCAUAUAGCUUUCAAUCAGAUGUAUAUGCGUUUGGGAUUGUUCUGUAUGAGUUGAUGACGGGACAAUUACCUUACUCAAACAUCAACAACAGGGACCAGAUAAUUUUUAUGGUGGGGCGAGGAUACCUGUCUCCAGAUCUCAGUAAGGUGCGGAGUAAUUGUCCAAAAGCCAUGAAGAGGUUAAUGGCAGAGUGCCUGAAGAAGAAGAGAGAUGAGAGGCCACUUUUUCCCCAGGAGAAUUUGCCGCCUUCAAGUAGCCACACCAUCAUGGCAGCAUCUACUCUUUAUUAUUUCUUAAGUCUUGUGUUCCUACAGUUUCUUAACAUCAAAACUCAGUUCUGUUCCUCAAAACCUUUUUUAAAGAUACAGAAAUUUCAGUGCAUAAGCUAGAGUGGAACAGAAUGAAAUUUCCCCUCCAACAAAAGAGGGAAGACUAUUUUAGGAACCAGAACUCUGUGCUGCCAGUGUUUCUUCUUCAACAGACACCACGUGCACUAACCACGCCUGCCCACUCCCUGGAGGAGAGAGGAGAGACCGUGCGUUCUGACCUUUGGGGGUUCAGGCAGGAUGGGAAGGAACUGCUGCUACGGCUUGGGAGAUUGGCUAUGGAAAGUCUGCAGAUCAACUUUUCUCCUUCUAACCACCUGGCCAAUAAAUGGCAGAUCAUCUGAUGGGGCAAUUCCAAUCACAAGAAUCAUUCCUUUUUCUGUUUUGGGAUUUUGUCAUGGGUUUUUUUUCCUCCUUUCCUGGUGUACCUUUUGAGAGCUGGAACAAAAAUGCAGUAUAGCCCUUUCAAUGUUAUGUAUGUCCAAUAUUCAUCCAUAUUUUCAGAUUUAUCCCCCAAAAAGAUAAUUUUUUUAUUGGGAAGGGGUACAGGAACACUGUGCAGCUGGGUCAGGAAAAAAAGGGAAUACAGCGUAUUUUUUUCCAGGUCUACUCUGGUAUCUCUUCUAUUUCCUUUCCAAACUAUCGCGUGUGGCUCAGUGAGGGUGCCUUCUAAGCAGGCUAGAAUAUGUUCACACACACUGGGUCUUUCUCAUUGGUCCAGCCACCAAAAAAUGCUUGUUUGUUGUUUAAUAUGCCAGGUCCUCAAUGUACGUCCAUUGAGACAGUACUAUGAAUUUAAUUUUUAAGGUCAGUCAAUCAACAAAUAUUUAUUGAGUGCCUAUUGUGUGUGAGGCACAAGAUACCACCGUGGUAUCUGACUGUAAUUGAUAAAAAUUAUUUGAUAAAGGAUAUGAUUGAUAAAUGGUUUUAUAAAUUGAAAAUUAAGGUACAUAUUUAACACUGAGUACCUUCCCAGUAUGGAUUAUUAAAUAAUGAAAAAUAAUUCUCAGGGUGAAUUGAGUCACAAUAAAAUACAGCACCUUCCCCUGAAUCAGACAUUCUGAAAGUGGUAUUUGGGGUAUGGAAUGAUUUUUUUAAGAAGGAAAAGAAAGAUGGGGAUUUUUAUCACCUUAUAUGUCCUUUAAUAAGUUUGUAUACUUAUGGGGAAGCUUGUCAUAAUGACAAGUGUUUACAUCAUUUUUAUUAAUGGUUCUGGCUGGAUCUACACUAACACCUUGUUUCAUUUCUUCCCACUCUCUUUUGCUCUGCCGAGUUUUCUCCUUUAUCUAGUUUGCAACCUAAAAUAAAAAUGGUGGUGUGUGCAUUAAUUUUCCUUCUUCCUUUCUUCUCAAGCCUGGUCUUCAAAAGGUUGGUAACUUUGGAACUAAGUUUCUCAGGGAACAUAUAGAGUCACAAAUGAAGAUGAGAGGAAUUGCAGGAGGAUGUUUUGAUGUGCUCAGUUUGCAGAAUUUUGAUGCUAGAUAUCAGUUAUUUGUUAGAAAUAGAUGCUGAUGAGGUUAGAGAAAUCAUUACUCUAUCUCAGCAUAAAACAGAAAUGUUACCCACUCACAGCAUCUUUCAUUCUUUUUCUGAAGGUGAACACUAAUCAUAAUAGUAGUAAAGAAAGUGAUUGUGUGUGAAUGGUCUGGUUAAAUUUCCCCCUAAUGAUAAUACAAUCAUUCACUUAGGUGUAGGAAAGAAAAUUAGUUGUACAGUAGGUUUAACCAGCAAAACACAAGAGGCCAACAACCUGCAUGAAAUUGGGCACAGCCUAAAAUAAAUCAGGGAACAAGAAAAUAAUACUUUCAUUUCAAAGUAUAGCUUAUUGCACUCACUACUCCUAUACUCCUAGCUACUUAAGCUCACUGCUAUCUGAUGCAUUUUUUAAAAAAUAUUUCCAAAUAUAGGAUAGCCAGCUGGAAGUUUUAUGGAGUGGUCAAAAUUUACCGCUCGCAAAGUAGAUAAAGCUCCAAAUGUUCAGGAAUGAGUAAUCAAUUUGAAAUGAAAUGUAUUCUUAAUUAUUCCAAUCCGUAUGAACAAAGAUAUGUGAUAUAGAAAUGGCUGAGACUGAGAAUGAUUCUAACUGGCAUGUUUCUUGUGUGUGUGUGGUGUAUCCUCUUUUCUUCAGAUGUUGUGUUUGGUUUUUAUUUUUAGUAUAUAAGCUUUGUCCCCACAGAUGCUGUAUAGGGUUAUUUUCCUCUUAGAUUAUUGUACAGUUUCUUUCCCAGGGUGAAAGUGAGCAACAGUAAGUUUAUUCAGUGCUCCUUUGAAAUAAAUAGAACCUGCUGGAGUGAUGCUGAAUCAAGGACUACCUCAGCAAAUAAAUACAGGGAAAGGAGCUGCUUAUGGAAGAAGCUUAGAGGGUCAUAUUUGAGAUUUUACACACUUCAGAGAUGCUGCUUUUUACUUCCCCUUCAUUGGGUUGCCAUCUUAUUUGAAAAGAAAAAAGGGAACUUGACUUGUAUAAGCUGGCUUUAAAAUGAAGAUGAGUCCAGAGUCCAAAGCUCAGGGUAUCGUUGAGUGAUUUCAGGUCACUUUUUUUUAAUCCCUUUUUCACUUCCAUUUAAUUUUUUUUAACACAACUGUUCCUUUUCCACUUCUUUCACUCAGUCUUAAAAAGGGUUUCCUUUGCUUUUCUUUUGCUUUAUUAUUUGAUGUUUCAGACUCUAAAUAGACUAGAACCUGUAAGUUCCUAAGAAAAAUACAAGGAAACAGUCCUUGUUUGUGCAAAGCACUUUAUGAAUAAUGCAAUGUAAUGUGCACAUUAUGUAGCUGCUUUAUUAAUGAUCUUUUAAGGUUGUGAUUCUGCUGCCUUACUAGUUUGCUUUUCAUAUGGUGGCUGCAGUGCCUUCAUCUUAUUUUUGGUCAUGCUAGGUGAAUAAAAGUUAAAACCUUUUGAAAAACUGGGAACAACUGCAAAGGAUUCAGUUUUAGGCUUGAUGUUCUGAUUCAUUCAUUCUUCAGUAUCCUGAACAUUUACUGAAUAUUAAAAUAAUAUUCAUCAGGAGAUUAAUGUUAUGAGGUUUUAUGGAAAAAAAAAGAAAAAAAAGCCCAAAGUGAUCAUCUGUACUGCAUCCCCUUCUGUAAAGGGCCUAGAUGUGGAACUGGUAAGCAAAUUAGCUGUCAAAUACUGUUACAGGAACCUGUCAGCAAAUGUGAGACUUAGAGCUCAGGAACUCAUAGCAGUGAUACUUUUUACAUUUACAUUGAGAUUGUGGAAGAAAAUCAUAGUGCCAUGUAACUUUAAAAAUACUACAACAACCUCAGUAGCGUGCUCUUCCAAAACCCUGGAAAUGCUCCCCCAGCUCAAUCUGGGCACCCACAAAAAGCCACUGUUGUAGGCCCCCAGGCAGAUCUCGUUCUGUUUCCAUGCGUAUAUUUUCAUCUCAGUGCUUGAUGCUAGCAGGAUGUCCUACAACGGAUAAGAUGAAUAAAAGAGAACAUCUCUAAUUUGGAAUAUGUUGAUAUUCUCAAUACAUUCAUUGAUGUGUUCAUUCAGAUGAUCCCUUACUUUUGUAAAGUAGAAGUUGUUUCAAAUAUCCCAGGCCUAGGACUCAUAUGAAUAAAGUGAAGAUUUCAGUUUUAUCCCAAAGGGCAGAUAGUACACACUUUUGUACUAACUAUUGAAAAGAUGUGGAAAGGUCAUAUUCAUUGAAAAUGGUGCAAGAAUGGUACCAAGGAAGGCCUGAUCUGUUUGGGUGCUGCAUUUUGAUACUUUUACCCCUAAGUCUGUUGUAUGAAGGGAAAGGAAGAAGGGAAGGGAAGAAGCAUUUUUCAAAGUGCCUACUAUGUGACAGGCACUGUGCUAUAAUAAGCUCUUUACAGAUAGUAUAAAAUAGAUGAUGUGGCAUUACUUUUAUUAACACUGAUUUGAUUUCAGGAAGAUGGCUUGCUAGAAGCACAUAUUCUGUGUUAGCUUCAAUUAGUCUCCAAACUGUCACAUGUGCAGAAAAAAAAUUAAAUAAAUCUUUAUCAAAUAUUUCACUAGCUUUUUACCUAGGCAGACGAGCCACGAGAGCAGGUUUUGCAGACAUUUUGGAAAACAUCCUUAUUUUUCCAAGUUGCCAUUUUAGCACCUAGCAAGUCAGCACCUUGAGAAUGACAAAUGGGCAUAAAUGUAUGGCAGUGGAAGACCUUUUUUAAAAAACUAGCUAGAGAUGCUAAAGGGACAAAGGCAAACUAGUCAAUGACAAACAAUGUGCUCCUUGACGUUGAAUGAAAACCUCUAUUCAAGGCCCUAACAUGACACUGCAUGCGAGGCUCAAGUAGUUACCUUUACAAUUUGCCAAAUGAUCUCACUGUGCCUUUGUGAUGCAAUAAAAUCUAAAAUAUAGCAGAAAUACUCUUUCAUGAGAGCAGUGACUUGGGUUUUAAUUGCUGUUCCUUAUUAUUUGGAUAAAACAGCAUGGACAUUAUCCCCCCUGCCCCCUCAAAAAAAAAAAAGCAUCUUCUUCAGAUUUUGUAACAUAAACCAGAGAUUAAAAUGAGAGAGCCCACUAAUGGAUUUUUGCAUACAAAAAAAAAGUUGGAUUUUUGAAUUUUUUUAAAUAGAGCCAUUGGAUUAAAAGUAGAUUUGCAGCAUUUUUGGAGAAAUUAUUUCUAUUCCCUUUCCUAUUCCCAUGAAUGUUUUGCACACUAGAAAUGUUGGGUGGAUGUUUGAGGAAAAAUGAAAUUAGUUAAGAGCAUACGUGUGAACUUUCUGCAGAUAGUCUUUGUGAGAAAUGAAAAAGUAUAAUAUGGGACAGCAUUUUAACACCAACUGUUUCUAGACUACUGCUGCAGUUGGUAGAAUAUUCCACCCAGUGUCUAAAUUUUGUAAAGCCACCUAGUCUGUACCACCAGGUGAGGACCUCCCUCUUGGGAUUCAGCCUCCUUAGGACUUUGCAAACUAGAUAGGACUAUGUUACUAACACUGUUUGUAUAAUCUGUGAGAGCCAGAUGGAAAGGGACUUUCCUGUGUGGGCAAAAGAUGCAGCUUUCCCAAGAGAAUGGUCUUUGAUAGGUGAAUAAGAUUGGGCAACAUAGUUUAGCUUCUUAGAUCUUUCUUCCCUUUCUCUGCCCAAACUCUUCUUCCCUUCUCUUGCCCCAAAGAAAGAAAAAAAGCCUACAACAUACUACUUAGUUAUUGGGUUCUUCAGUAGAACCCCUUCUUAACACAUUUCAUAUAUAAUGGCAGCCUGUCUGAUUUUACCAGCAAUGGCAUAUCCCUGACUAGAGUAUAAUGGCACAUCCACUGUGUUCAUUUUCUCACUUCUAGCUUCAGUAGAAUUUUAAAUGCUGAUGUAGUUUGUGAUAUAUCAGCACCUAAGGAGGUAAUCUUUAUUCUUUUAUUCUUUUCCUGUGGUAUGUCCCUAUCAGAUUCUAGCCCACGCAUGCACAAGUGCGCACGUACAUACACACACACACAUACACACACACACACACACACACACACACAAUUUUGGCAGAGACUAAUUAUUCUAGAAUGAUAUCAGUCAUAGUAAAAAGCAAUAACAGUUCCUAUAAAAAGUAUUGAAGAAGGUGAGCAGGACAGAGAUUUAGCUAGUUCUUAAAUCAGGAUUGCAGUGAUUUUUUUAAAUUUUUAAUCAUGGGUAAUUACGUCUUUGAAUUAGUCCCCACCUCAGAAAAGACAUGAUUAAAGCAGAGCCCUUUUCUAAAUGCACAAUUGUUACAAUAGUCAGUUUAGGUCUGCUUUUUGUAUUGCUUUUAAUUGUUGGUUAAAUAAAAUGGUUUGUGGGGUUACUUUUUUUAAACUCUCUUUGACUGUCAUAAUGGUCAAACCAGUUGUGCCUGUAGAUACAUCCAAGUGUGUUUCCUUUCUCUUUUUUUUUUUGUGAUGUUGGGUGUGAUAUUUUUGUUUUAUGUGUGUUUUAUUUCUUUUAAAGAAACAACCUUUUGUAGUAGAAGUACUCUUGCCAAUAAAGAAUGAAAUAUUUGUAUUACUAGAGAUUUGUUCCAACCAUCUGAUCACCUUGGCAGGCUAGACACCUUGUCCAAUCCCCACUCCCUGUCUAACAUGUUUUAACCAUAGUUUAAGAAAAUCAGGCAUGAAAUUUGCAUCUGACAUAGAGGAAAACAAAGCAAAAGAAUGAACAUCUUUCCUUUUUUUAUUGAGGGAGGGGUAAAGUUAGUUAGGUUGGGGGUGUUUUGACUAAUAUCCUGUGUUGCAUUUGUAUAUGUUAAACCCUGUUUGAACACGUGUGUGUGUGUGUGUGUGUGUGUGUGUGUGUGUGUGUGAGUGUGUGUGAGACUUAGGAGGAAAUUUCAGGAUAGCUUAAGCAUUGAAAUUCAAUCUGGGCACAAAUGUAUGGAAAACGGACCAAACUUGGGUGGUGAGUAUUUAGAGGGACUGGGGAGGGAAUAGUUACAGGGACAAGGAUAUGGUGAUGAGGGUGGGAAAUAAAUUAUAAUUAUCUGAAAUAAAAUGUAAGAGUGCAAUAAAUGUGCUUUUUAUUCAAAGCUGUGAAGUUUAAAAAAAAAAUCCUACAAAACACACCAUUCCUUCCUAAUCCUUUUGUGUGCUCCUUACCUGAUUGAAACCAGCUAUUUAAACUUAAGCCUUUUUGUUCUUGUUCAUUUCUAACAAAUGUUCAGCCUACAUGUCUUAUUAUUUUCAUGUUCUAUCAUUAGUUUACAGACUUGUACAUAUAUAAGCUAUGUUUUUACAUUAUUUGAAAACGUAUUAGAUCCUCAGUGUAUCCCUUUGUUCUACCAUGUAAUGACCUAAUGGUCAAACUUGGUCUCCAUUAACACCAUCUAGAUUUGAAGUAUUAAAUCUCAGUGUUGUGUGUAUGUGAUGAUCUCAUGUGUCAGUUUGCACACUUUGUCCUUCCUUUCUUUGCCUCCCUCUCCCCACUGACCCCCUCCUCCCAACUGAGCUGAUUCUCCUAGAAGGAUACAACUGAUCUUUCUCCCCACAUGGGGAAUUCAAUUCCACUGUUCUGUUGACAUAUUUCCCUUGGUGUGUCACAUUCAGUAGUUUAGCUGAAAAGAUAAUUGUGGUUGUUAUUUGGUUUGAACAGUGUGAAAGAGAAAGCUUCCUUCGUCCUUCCUUUUUCAUACAUAUCCUGGAUUGAAGACAGCUCCAAUAGGGAGAAGAAGGGGAAAGUCUUCAUUUGAAUGACCCUUCCCACCCUAUUACUCUAAAUUAUGUAGUAACAUAUGCAAGCCUUCCUCUCCACUGUGUUACUGCCAAAGUUUGGAGAGGGUCCUAUAGAAUUUGUGGUAUAUAGGCAUUGAAAAUUUGGGGUCUUUUCAUAAUUGUCCAUAGAUAUCUAUAUCUGCUUUUGCAGAAAUCACAAGUAAUUUUAUUUAACUUUUUUCAAGUCAGUCAUAAAAAAAAAAAACACCUCAGAUUGGUGACAUUCCCUUCCUCUCCUCUUGUCACAGAGUGAUUGCUUGUUCAAAUUACUUUUCUGAUUCCCACUCCCUUUCCUUAUAUCUGGGUCCCCUUUCCUACUCAGGUCCCUUCAUUUGUACCUUGGAGUUUUUUCUCAUGUAAAUUUAAACAAUGGGAAAUAUUGUUCAGUUGGUUAGAGAGCAUGGAGAUUUAAAACAACAAAACAACUGAAAUUCAGAUUGAGGAAAAUUAUUUCUGUGUAAAGUUAUUUAAAGAACUCUGUAUUAUAUAAAAGGCAAAAAGUUCUAUGUACUUGAUGUGAAUAUGAGAAUACUGCUAUAAUAAAGAUUGACUGCAUGGAGAA